This is a messenger RNA of Sordaria macrospora k-hell, 1749 nucleotides long. Lineage: Eukaryota; Fungi; Ascomycota; Sordariomycetes; Sordariales; Sordariaceae. The record is from RefSeq and is a predicted model, not a curated record.
AUGCAAUCAAUUGACCGAGUUGUCUGCUCGUCCUCCGGGCCCAUCUUCGGCCAUCCUCCACCACAGCACCACCACCGCCUAGGUUCUCGCCUUUCUCUCCAUAAACGGCGUAGCGCAGAAGAAGACGCUGGAAUCAUAUCCGACCUGGACCUGGACCUAAACCUGGACAAUCUGGCCCUGGAUCACCACCAUCACCUAAACCACCCGUCCGACGACAACAACAACACCAUAGUACCCGAGACACUUCCGCCGGGUCUUGUCUGCUUCACUGCAGAAGUCAACGACUUCCGUCGCCCAACUACCACCAUCGCUGUCGCCGAUCCUGAGCCACCAUCGGCCACUCGUUCUCCGCCACCUCAAUACCCGGCGUCCGAGUCCUCUUCAGCCGGACGACCUCCGCCUUUCUCGUCGCUCUUUGCCAGUCCAUCAUCGGACCUCGAACUUGCCAAUUCAGCAUCCGUCUUUGAACCAUUCGACGGCAAAUACGCCGCCGUUUCCGUCACCGAUUUCGAUAAUAACGACGUUGUUGUCGACGACCAAAACGAUUUAAACGAAGUCGCAUCAUCGCAACCAUCUGCCGCCCCAGCCUACGCGCCGUCCGAUCCCUUUGUUGUACAUCCGUCAGAAGCAGUAGGAAGCAGUAGUAGCGCUUUCGUCGCCGCGCCUUCAUCAGCAUCGUCCCCAGGAUUUCAGUUCCAGGACGAAACCAAGGAGGAUACCAAGGGCGAGUCAUCUCGCAACAAGGAGGAAGAAGCAGAGCCGCCACCGGCAUAUUCGGAGGGAUCCAGUCCCCUCCUCUCUUUCACAUAUCUAAUGGCUGCCGCGGGAGGAGCGUCGAGUAUCAUUACUCAGGUCCAGCAGGGUGGACCGCCUAUUAAUACCCUUGGAGAUGUCGGCGCCGAUGAGACGAUUACUAUGGACCUGCGGGGAACGCGGUUCACACUAUCACGGGACGAGUUGCUAACGUUACCCGAGUUCGUCCUUUUGUCCCUCUUUCCCAAUGGACUCUUCCCCGAAGGACACAUGGGUGGCUUUGGCGAGGGUGAUGCCGUACAAGUUGACCCCAGUCUAUCCCCCGUAGACCCUUCCAACCCUCAAGACGGCAGUGACGGCAUAGUACCCCUUGACCCGACGUCUGGCACAAGAGGUGAUGACGGUUCUAAGCGUGCCGGCAUCAUUGUGCUGCGUGAGGACCUGGACUUCUAUGCCAUCCCCCCUAGCGCCGACAUUGGCCAGGCCGAGAUGAUGGAGAUCAAGCGUGCGGCUGCUCGGGCGCUGCUCAAGCAGGACGGCAUUUUCAGCGGGCUGAAGAAGAGUGAUGAGCCGGGCACGACCGAGGCGCAUCUGAUUGAGAUGUUGACUGCUGGCGGCUUCAACCACGACGACCGCUGGGGCCACCGUGCCGGUGAGCCCAACAAGGCCGUCAUCUGCUCCCUCGCCCUCGCCCGUCUGCGUUCCGAUAUUAAGGGCAACGAAAUGGGCAGCAAUGCCGUGGGCAUGGCCCAGAAGCUUUUGCUCUUCUGGCGCAAGCCUGCUCGCAGGUGCUGGUGGGAGGGCGUUGAGCUUGAGGGUGUCGAAGGCCUCGAGCCUGGCACGAAGCUCAAGGUGUGGAUCCGCAGGGCGGGAGUGGAUGGAGUCGGUGGACUCGACGGUGUUAAAGAGGAAGAGGAGCACGAGGAGUCAAUGGUGGAGCAUGUUGAGAUCAUCGAGGGUUUGGAAGAGCUUGUAGUUUCGGAGCAAGAAGAAUAA